CUCUUUGAAGUGAGAUUCCUGCUUUAAUUAUAAUUUAUAAUCCUUUUCUCUUUUCAUGGCUUAUUUGAAAGCAAUUUUAUAAAAGGAUAUCGCCAGAGUUAGAUUGGUAUAAUUGACGUACAGAGCUUGAACUUUGUUGCAAAUCCAACUCAAUCACCAGUAACCGGGAACAGAUUAUCCGUUUGAACCAUUAUCUCAUUGUAAGUUUAAUUCAAUUAUUCAAAUUCCACUUUCCAAGCGAUUUACUACCCAAUAAUAGUUGGUAAGUCAAUUGUCCAGUUCUUCUUUCAAAUAAGUUAGUUUCUUUAGUGAUUUGAUCUUAGAGUCUCUUGUUAAAUGGCCGGACCUCGUGAAACCCCCCCAGGUGGGAGCUCCGCAUCAAAUAGGUCCACUAGUGGGAAAAAACAAAACCAGCAACAGCAGCAACAGCAGCAGCAGCAGCAGCAACAACAACAAUCUCCCAGAGUAGCUCUGAAUGAUGACAAUCAAACCGAGUCUAAUAAUCCAAAACUCAACCCGGUUAAUAGCGGCUCUAACAGUGUUCCUUCCACUCCUGGUGGAUCCAAUUUGAAAAAUUCUAGAUCGAAUAGUGUAUCAAAUAUUACUUCUCCAGGUGGACGUACGAGAGGACCUAACAAAUUGAAGAAACUAAAGUCCAGACCUCAUUUAAAGCCCAGUGCUAGUGGUCAUACAAAGUUAAUCUUUUCUGUUGAUGAUGAUAUCGGUGAUGAUAUCGAGGACGUGGGUAACCAAACCGAGGAAGGUAAACCUAAAAUCGAUCGGGAAUACUUGGAAGGCUAUAGUGAUGCAUUGAAGGCUUUCUUCCAAAAAAAAUCCAAAGGACAUACUCCAAAUGGCCAAUAUAACCCAAAUUCCAAUACUGCACCUUCCUCUAAUGUUAAUGAUGCUUCUCCAAGUAACCAAAAUGGAUACUUUCCCGAUGCUUCUAAAUAUGAAGAUUUCCCUCCUGUCAAAUCUCAACAAAAUCAGAACUCAUCAUAUCCUCAGCAUCACAUAAGAAAACAAAAGAGCGGUUCUGUCAAUGAUUCUAAUAAUAAAGAAUUGGAAUCGGCUAUCCUCUCUAAUCUCAUUACUGCUGAAGAGAAUAUACGUAGACUAGAUCCUAAGAAAACUGAACUGGAAAUACCAAUUGUCGAAGAACCUAAUGACGAAGAUGACGAAAAUAUAGAAGAAGAAGCACCUGAUGAUGAAGAUGACAAUAUUGAUACUCACUCCGUAUCUUCAUCUUCUUCAAGUGAUACUAUAGAAUCUUUGAAUUUACGAGAACGUCAAGACGCAAUUAACUCUACUCACCCCUUUGGUAUAAAAAUUUGGAAACCUUCAUUAUAUAAAAAGAAUAGAUCAGUUGCUACUAGAGCUCAAGAAGAUAUUCAUGAUUUUGAUCCUCAGAAAACAACCCAAAAUAUUUUCUGGGGUGUUUGGUUAACUAAUAUAAUUUGGUCUUGUACCAUUGGUCUUCUGCUUUUUGUUAUUUGCUCAAUUGGUGCUUUAUUAGUAUUCUUAUUCUCUGCUUUCGCUUACUCUCAUCAUCUGAGAGCUUAUGUUAAGUUACUACUCAAGCUUGGUAGAUAUUGGUUUUUUCCCUUUGGUAAAUUCGUGUUAUUGAAUAAAGAUAAAAACUACUUAGACGAAGAUGAACUUGAUGGUAGAUCAAUUUCAGAAUUCGAAAGGUGGAGAUUACAAGAAGAAGGUAGAUUAUUUUUUGCUCCUCCUAGAAGGUACACCAGUGGUGCAACAGAUGAAUCUCGUCCAUUGUUGAAAGAUCAUAAAGGUAGACCUCUUAGAGAUGCUUAUUCAUCCUUAGGAGGAACUUCAAAUCAAAGAUCGAAUAAUGCAUUUGAAAAUUCUAGAUCCAAUAAUGAAGAUACAAUUGAUGAAGUUGAAGAUGAAGAGGUUUUCGAAGACGACGAAGAUUAUGGUGCUAAUAAUAAUGAUAUCAAGGUCAGAUUUUUCGGAAGAGGACGCUGGUCUUCAGGUCGUCUUGUUUUUUACCUAUUUUUUUACGGAGUCUUACAACCAAUUUUAUUUCUUAUAGGUGUAUUCUGUUGGUUAUUCGUGUUUACCAUUCCAAUGGCAAAUAUUACAAACACUAUUUGCGAUCACUUAAGACGUCAUCCUUUAGCACUUCAUUUUGAACUUGAAAAAAGAUACUACGAUAAAAUAAACGAUGAAAAUUUGCUGAAGAAAUAUAAAAAUCAAUCAAUCAUUUUAUGUACUUACAGGUGUUGUGGUUUCCAUUACUAUAAAUAUACUAUUGACGGUACAAACAUUUUUUUCAUCAAUUUAUUAGCUGCUGUGGUCUUUGUGAUUUUUGAUUACUACGUCCUUAAGGAAAGAUUAGGAUGGGAUAGCUGGUACACUGACUCCAGUUUUCUUUUCUGUGCUUGUUUGUUCUCGAUUAUUCCGUUGGCCUACUUCAUUGGGCAGGCGGUGGCUUCGAUUUCUGCCCAAUCAUCGAUGGGUGUCGGUGCCGUAAUAAAUGCUUUCUUCUCCACAAUUGUCGAGAUCUUUUUAUACUGUGUUGCACUUAACCAAGCUAAGGGUAAGUUGGUAGAAGGUUCUAUGAUUGGGUCCAUAUUAGGUGGUGUUCUUUUAUUACCAGGUUUAUCCAUGUGUGGUGGUGCAUUGAAAAGGAAGACCCAGAGAUAUAAUCCUCGUUCUGCUGGUGUCUCUUCCACAAUGUUGUUGUUUGCAAUGGUCAUUAUGUUUGCACCUUCAUUUUUCUAUCAAUUAUAUGGACCCUAUGAAAUUAAAUGUAAAAAGUGUGUUUUUGAUGUUGCAUAUCCAGGUAAUGGAUCAAGUGGUGACGAUUGUGUUAAAUGCCGUUUUAUCCAACCUUCCUUUACUUUAGACAGAUUAUAUUAUUCCAUGGUAAAACCAUUUUCUGUUAUUGUUGCUUGUGCUUUGUUUUUAGCAUACGUAUGUGGUUUAUUCUUCACAUUGAGGACUCAUGCAUCUUUAAUUUGGGCCACUAAUUCUCAUGAACAAGCAGCCAUGGAAAAGAAGCAAGAGAACUAUAUGAGAUCCCCAAGUGUUAUAAGCUUGGAUGGUCCAUCAUCGCUGCAUAAGUUAGGCAAAAUGCCCUCUAAAUUAUCAAACUUGCCGCCAUCAGCUUCUUACUCUUCGGGCGUAGAAGGUCCUUCUCAACAGAGGGUUGCUUCUAAUCAAAGUUCUAAAAAUGUAACAGCUUUAAAUUCGCCAACAGCUGAAGUGGUCAAACUUCGUAAUCCAAAACGUGAACAGUCCAGGGUUGUCACUCCUAAUGAACCUCAAGCACCUGGUGAAUCGAACAGAAAAGCCAGUAUUGUUCAAGCUAAAGGCGACGAGGAUGAAGAAACAGGUACGGGCCACGAUGCUCCUAACUGGUCAAGAUCCAAAUCUACUUUCAUUUUACUUGGAGCCACUUUAUUGUAUGCUAUCAUUGCCGAAAUUUUAGUUGAUAAUGUUGAUUCUGUUCUUGCUGAUUUUGCGAUCAAUCCAAAAUUUUUAGGUUUGACAGUUUUUGCCUUAGUUCCAAAUACCACUGAAUUUUUAAAUGCUAUUUCAUUCGCUGUUGGUGGUAAUGUAGCAUUAUCAAUGGAAAUUGGUAGUGCUUAUGCAUUACAAGUUGUUUUAAUACAAAUUCCUAGUUUAGUUGUUUAUUCUAUUUUCAAAGGAUUUGAUGAUGUUGAGAAAAUAUUCUCUUUAGUUUUCCCAAGAUGGGAUAUCAUUGCUACGUUAAUUGCAAUUUAUUUAUUUACUUAUGUUUAUGCUGAAGGUAAAUCCAAUUACUUCAAAGGUGUUAUUUUAAUUUUAAGUUAUUGCGUUGUUUUGAUUGGAUUUUGGCUCAAUGAUCAAAUUGAAGGAUUAGACGAUGGAUAUAUUGGCGGACCUUCUAGUAUGGUAUCACAAGCAUACUCAUCUGCAUUCGGCCAUUAA
Messenger RNA from Hyphopichia burtonii NRRL Y-1933, 3939 nucleotides. RefSeq lists its product as uncharacterized. The coding region runs from base 337 to 3939 and encodes 1200 amino acids. The transcript has a single exon. Gene Ontology annotation, molecular function: calcium:proton antiporter activity. NCBI's taxonomy places the organism in Eukaryota, Fungi, Ascomycota, Pichiomycetes, Serinales, Debaryomycetaceae. The record is from RefSeq and is a predicted model, not a curated record. Gene Ontology annotation, biological process: intracellular calcium ion homeostasis; calcium ion transmembrane transport. Gene Ontology annotation, cellular component: membrane; endomembrane system.